AUGACUGAAUCCACGCACCCUUCCAACAUGGUUUCUCACUUUCUGCAGCCGUUUUGGGUUUCAGCCUCACUGAGCUCCUUUUCUGACACAGGUUCUUCAGACACAGAGGUGACGUGGGACUCAUCUGCGGAUGAAAGGGGUUGUGGUGGGUCCGGGAAGCGAGGCCCAUCCACGAGGGCAGCACACAAGGCAAUCCCAUGCCGAACCGAGGAGCCGUUUCCACAAGAAGAGUAUGGGGAACGGUUUGUGGAAGCUGAGGUCCUUCAGAACCACACUGGGCCAGCCAGCAGGGACAGCGCUUACUUGUGCGCCCAGUGUGGGAAAGGAUUCCGAUGGCCCUCGGCACUGGCCGUGCACCAGAGGACACACACGGGCGAGAAAAGACACCGCUGUACCGAGUGUGGGAAGCGCUUUGGCCAGCGCGGACACUUGACUGUGCAUCGGAGGAUCCACUCAGGGGAGAAGCCUUACGCGUGUCCUCAGUGCGGGAAGCAGUUUGUGGACUCCUCCCAUCUCACCAAGCACCAGAGGACCCACUUGGGGGACCGACCCCACCACUGUGCCGAGUGCGGCCGAAGGUGUGCAAAUAAGCGGUCGCUGGUACAACACCAGAGGAUUCACAGCAGGGAAAAGCUUUAG
Messenger RNA from Gekko japonicus, 639 nucleotides. Its product is annotated as zinc finger and SCAN domain-containing protein 2-like. Lineage: Eukaryota; Metazoa; Chordata; Lepidosauria; Squamata; Gekkonidae. The record is from RefSeq and is a predicted model, not a curated record. Bases 1 to 639 code for a protein of 212 amino acids. Gene Ontology annotation, molecular function: DNA-binding transcription factor activity, RNA polymerase II-specific; RNA polymerase II cis-regulatory region sequence-specific DNA binding. Gene Ontology annotation, biological process: regulation of transcription by RNA polymerase II. The transcript is spliced from 2 exons.